Molecule: messenger RNA, 1370 nt
Organism: Athene cunicularia (burrowing owl)
Lineage: Eukaryota; Metazoa; Chordata; Aves; Strigiformes; Strigidae
Product: caltractin
Exons: 5
Coding region: 284-634 (116 amino acids)
Biological process (GO): mitotic cell cycle; centriole replication; nucleotide-excision repair
Cellular component (GO): centriole; centrosome
Molecular function (GO): calcium ion binding
Source: RefSeq, a predicted model, not a curated record
GCGAGGAGAUGAAACAUGAACCGCAUUUGUGCAACUCGGUUUUGAGCGAUGCACGUGCUGCUCUUCAGGAUCUUCACUAGCCGUGUAAGUGUAUACGCAGGAUGCAAGAAAAGAGGUUCAGGCAUCCAACUAUAGAAAACCUGGCUUAAGUACAGCCCAGCGGAAGAAAAGUGGCUUGAAACCUGAACUUACAGAAGAGCAAAAGCAGGAGAUCAGAGAAGCUUUUGAUUUGUUUGAUACUGAUGGAUCUGGAAGCAUCGACGUAAAAGAACUGAAGGUUGCAAUGCGUGCUUUAGGCUUUGAGCCAAAGAAGGAAGAAAUUAAGAAAAUGAUAGCAGAUAUUGACAAAGAAGGAAGUGGCACCAUUGACUUUGAAGAUUUUUUGGCGAUGAUGACACAAAAAAUGAGUGAAAAGGAUUCAAAAGAAGAAAUCUUGAAAGCUUUCAGAUUAUUUGAUGAUGAUGGGACCGGAAAAAUUUCAUUUAAAAACUUGAAAAGGGUUGCUAAGGAGCUGGGAGAAAAUUUAACAGAUGAAGAACUUCAGGAAAUGAUUGAUGAAGCUGAUCGAGAUGGAGAUGGAGAAGUGAGCGAGCAAGAAUUUUUGAGAAUAAUGAAGAAAACUAGCUUAUAUUAAUAUGUGUUGCCUUAAUAUACAUCUCCAAAAGAUAACCUGGAAAAGACUUAAAAUGGGGCUUGUGUCUCCUGCCUAUUUUCUGCCAUAUAAAGUCUAAAAGGACCGAUUUUGGUUCAUUCUUCUUUUUCAGCAAAGUUAAUUGUGGAAGGAGGGCUUCAGUGCCCAGAACUGUUAAAAUGAGAUACUGCAGAAGUGAAAAGGAAGGAUGAUUGAACCUGCAAGGCAGGGUCCCUUCCUCUCCCCCUUGGUAAUUUCAGUGAUUGCCAAUUUGGAUAAAGAAAGCUGUUUCAACUAUUUAACUGAAAGACAUUUCACUUGAGAUGUGAAGAUCCCCACUGCUGCUGGGAAAGGUCACUUUUGACUUUCCUAAGGCUACAGACUGGAGGUACAAGCACAGUAUUUUUAUUCCUUUUAAGGCUUUUGGGUUAUCUUUUGGUAUUUGUCUCCUUUUGUUUAUUUCCGUGACAGACUCUGAAACCAACUGCAAAGCUGUCUUUAUUUCUGUAUGAAAAACUGUUUUGCCACAGCGAGUUGUUUUUGGACCUAGAUAACUAGGUUUGGUUCCUCAUUUGGAGCUGUGUGCCAUCAGCAGAUGUUCUUCUGUUUAUCUGAUCAUCUGAAACCUGCUUUACUUGAAUGUAGCCUGCUUGGAUUAUCAAAGUUUAUUGUAUAACCAGUCACCAUCUUGUGCCAUUGUUCUUACUCCCAAGAGUUAUUACGGGGCUGCUGUUAUGCC